This is a messenger RNA of Scheffersomyces stipitis CBS 6054, 1571 nucleotides long. It is a transcript of the gene PRS2, whose product is annotated as ribose phosphate diphosphokinase subunit. Gene Ontology annotation, cellular component: cytoplasm; ribose phosphate diphosphokinase complex. The transcript has a single exon. Gene Ontology annotation, molecular function: magnesium ion binding; ribose phosphate diphosphokinase activity. Gene Ontology annotation, biological process: purine nucleotide biosynthetic process; ribonucleoside monophosphate biosynthetic process; 5-phosphoribose 1-diphosphate biosynthetic process. NCBI's taxonomy places the organism in Eukaryota, Fungi, Ascomycota, Pichiomycetes, Serinales, Debaryomycetaceae. The record is from RefSeq and is a predicted model, not a curated record. The coding region runs from base 160 to 1413 and encodes 417 amino acids.
ACGCAACCUCUGGUGUUUUUGCUCUCAUCACAGUUGCGCUGUUCUCAUCGUGAGUUGUGUUAUUUGGAAAGAAAAAGUUCCCGAUUUCACUUUGUCACUUCCAAUUCUACUAUUGUAUCCACGUUGUUUUCCACUUCUCCUAUUCUGAACUCCACAUCCAUGCGUAAGUGCAAAAUUUUUGUCGGUUCGUCACACCCAGAGUUGGGCCGUCUUGUUUGCGAGAGAUUGGGUGUUGAGCCUGCUCCUUGUACUUUGAAGAAGUUUUCCAACGGAGAGACUUCCGUCCAGAUUGGUGUUUCCAUCAGAGAUGAGGAUGUCUAUAUCAUCCAAUCAGGUUCUCCUGAAAUUAACGACCAUAUCAUGGAGUUGUUGAUUUUGAUCUCGGCAUGUCGUGGCGGCUCAGCCAAUAAGAUAACGGCAGUUAUUCCCCAAUUUCCUUACUCUAAACAGUCCAAGAUGAAGAAGCACAGAGGAGCCAUCACAGCCAGAAUGUUGGCCAACUUAUUAGUCAUGGCUGGUGCCGACCAUGUAGUUUCUAUGGACUUACACGCUUCACAGAUGCAAGGUUUUUUCACCAAACCUGUGGAUAACUUGUUUGGUGCUCCAACUUUAGCGAGAUGGAUCCGUCACAACAUUCCAGACUGGGAAAGUGCAGUAGUAGUAUCCAAGAAUCCUGGCGGUACCAAACGAGUAACAGCUUUGGCCGACUCCUUGAAGAUUAACUUCGCCAUGAUCCACACAGACAGACGUAGAACGCAAGAUGGAUAUGCCAGAAGAAAGGCAUUGAAGAACUCGUUCCGUAAAAACGACGACGACGACGACGAAGAAGAAGACAACAUCGUCUCUGAAAUUCAGACUGCUAGAAUUGUCCAGGGGCAUGUUGUAAAUGAUGACUAUCCUGUCUCCAACGGUACAUCGAACGGCAUCAAGGAUAACUCAGACCUGUUGGACAAGACUUCUAUUUUGGACAGCGAUGUUUUGGGAGGCUCAUACGAUGCUGCCAACUCCGACGACGAAGAUGAGCCUACCUCUAUCAACCAAGAAAAGUUGAUUACGCUAGUGGGAGACGUGAAGGACAAGGUAGCGAUAAUAUUGGACGAUAUGAUCGACAAGCCUUCGUCGUUCAUUGCUGCUGCUGAACAUUUGAGAUUGAACUGUGGAGCCAAAGCUGUCUAUGUAGUUGGAACCCAUGGUGUAUUCAGCGAUUUGUGCUUGGAAGAGCUCACCAAUAGCAAAUGUAUUGACAAGAUUGUUGUUACUAACACGUACCCUAUCGGCAGAGAAAGAAUGGAGAAGUACAAGAGCAAAUUGACUGUGAUUGAUGUGUCGCCCAUUUUCGCCGAGUGUAUCAGAAGAGAUCACUUUGGUGAGUCAAUUUCGGUUCUUUUUGACUCGUUGGCUGCCAUCGAGUAGAACCUUUUGAGAUGAUGAGAUGAGAACCUCGGUUGAAUCGAGAUGCCGAACUACUGUGCUUGCAGGUACUUUAUUACUACAGGUGCUUUAUUACUGCAUGAUAUUGUGCUAUCUAGUUUACAGGAGAUUAUUUAUCGUGAAUUUGAAGUCACAUAGUU